This is a messenger RNA of Hydra vulgaris (swiftwater hydra), 1251 nucleotides long. NCBI's taxonomy places the organism in Eukaryota, Metazoa, Cnidaria, Hydrozoa, Anthoathecata, Hydridae. The record is from RefSeq and is a predicted model, not a curated record.
AUGGCAUCUAGUAUUCUCCCAGGAAUGACGUUGCCAUCAUUAAAAGUGAAAAUAAAUGGAAGGCUCCGAACAGCAUUAAAUGAUUCUGGAUGCUCCAUUACUGUGGUUCAUGCUGAGUCCGCGCAUGGGCUUGUGUUAAAAAGUCAAAAACUUAUCAUAACUUUGGGAGGAACUGUGCAAGUGCUGGGUGAAAUGGUAAUCAAUCUGGAAAUGGAUGGAAUACACCGGAUGGUUAAUUCUCUGGUUGUAAAAGAAAAACCGUUUGGGUUUGAUUUGAUUUUUGGAAUGAAUGCAAUUAAAAAAUUUGGAGGAGUUAUCAUUUAUGGUAAUAAAAACUGUAACGUCCGAAUGUUAGCAUGUGACAAAGCGAAAUGUGGUGCCGUUACUACGACGAGAAAAAACGAAAACGAAAUAAACGAAUUAAAAAUUGAUGUUAUUAAUACGACAAGAAAAAGCGAAAACGAAGUACAAAAAAUAAAAUGUGAUGUCAAAAAUACAACAAGAAAUGAAGAGAGCGAAAGAAACGAAAUAAAACAUCAGGACUUCACAGCAAAGUUCGACGGAAAAGAAUGGACGGCAUCAUGGAACUGGAAUAAAGAGCCUGUAAUUGAUAAUACCAUUUGUGAAUACAAGAUGAAACAAGAGCACGAACGUAGUUACCGUAAAGAAAUACGUGAAUGGAUUGACUCUGGUAUUCUUGUACCAUAUAACGAACUAAUAUUGGGACCACCAAAAGUAUUGAUACCGCUUAUGUGCGUAGUGCAAGAAAACAAGGACAAAAAGGUACGUCCAGUGGGAGAUUUCCGAGCUCUCAACGAAUUUGUAAAUUGUCAUACGGCAAAUGCGGACGUUUGUCAAGAAAAACUGCGUUGCUGGAGAAAAAUAAAAAAUGCAAAAAUUCUCGAUCUUAAAAAAGCCUACCUCCAAAUUCAUAUUGAUAAAAAACUUUGGCCAUAUCAAACGGUGAUUAUAAAUGGGCAACGGUAUUGUUUUACCAGGAUGUGUUUUGGCAUCAAUGUGGCUCCAACAAUAAUGACCACAAUUCUUCGGCAUGUUCUUAAUUUAAAUCCAACCGUAAAGAAAGCAUGUGAUAACUACAUUGAUGAUAUAUUUGUGGAUGAAAGUGUGGAAACUGCGAAAAAUGUAGCGAAGCAUCUGCUUAAAUUCGGAUUACAAUGUAAACCUCCACAAGAUCUUGAACAAGGACGUGUCAGAAUUGAGAGUCGAAAGAAAUAAAAAUGGGGAACUGAU